Molecule: messenger RNA, 2019 nt
Organism: Boleophthalmus pectinirostris (great blue-spotted mudskipper)
Lineage: Eukaryota; Metazoa; Chordata; Actinopteri; Gobiiformes; Gobiidae
Gene: wnt11
Product: wingless-type MMTV integration site family, member 11
Exons: 6
Coding region: 306-1379 (357 amino acids)
Biological process (GO): cell fate commitment; canonical Wnt signaling pathway; neuron differentiation
Cellular component (GO): extracellular region
Molecular function (GO): cytokine activity; frizzled binding
Source: RefSeq, a predicted model, not a curated record
UGACAGUCCCACUCUGCCUCCCCAAAGCGCACCAUGCGUACUACCUGUGUGGAGAUAACCUACCUCCCGAUUCUGGAUUUUACUCGCGUGUUUGGCUGAUACCGAAACAGACUACACCCCGAAAGGAUACUCAGGCUCACUUUGCAUUGUUCCUGUGCGCAUUUAUUCCACAACGAGACACGCUGGAAAGAGUGUCUAUACAAUGAAGACUGACUUCUAAAUUUGGGCCCAGAGAGAUCUUUUGUCUUUUGCCUCCUGUGUGAACUCCAGUGUGAACUUUGGCGUGCCUCAAAGCCCCUCUCACCAUGCGGAGCUGCUCCCAUGUCCUGCGUUUUGGUGUCUUCACUGCCCUUUUCCUGUCUCAGGUCUGCUCUGGCAUCAAAUGGCUGGCUAUAUCACACGCUCCAGCAUCUCUACACGUGAACCAGACGCAGCACUGUAAACUGCUGCCGGGCCUGGUGUCCUCUCAGGCCCAGCUGUGCCGCAGUAACCUGGAGAUCAUGCAGACCAUCAUCCAAGCGGCCAGAGAAGUGAAGAAGACCUGUCAGAAGACCUUUGCAGACAUGAGGUGGAAUUGUUCGUCUAUUGAGAUCCCUCCAGACGCUCCCAAGUACCGACCGGAUCUGGACAGAGGAACAAGAGAGGCUGCGUUUGUCUAUGCCUUAUCUGCUGCUACCAUAAGUCACACUAUAGCGCGGGCCUGUACCUCCGGGGAUCUGAGGCUGUGCUCCUGUGGGCCCAUCCCGGCAGAGAUCCCAGAGCCUGGAUACCGAUGGGGCGGCUGUGCGGAUAACCUGCACUACGGCCUCGUCAUGGGCUCCAAGUUUUCCGACGCCCCCAUGAAAAUGAAGAAGCCUGGUUCCCACGCCAACAAGCUCAUGCAUCUGCACAACAGUGAAGUGGGGAGAAAGGCUUUGAGAGAUGCUUUGGUGAUGAAAUGUAAGUGUCACGGCGUUUCUGGCUCCUGCUCCAUAAGAACCUGCUGGAGAGGCCUGCAGGACCUAAGGGAGAUCGCCAUGGACCUGAAGACUAAGUACCUGUCAGCCACUAAAGUCGUGCCCAGACCAGUUGGCACACGCAAGCAGCUGGUGCCAAAAGAUAUCGACAUCCGGCCGGUGAGAGAGAAUGAGCUGGUGUAUCUGCAGAGCUCUCCAGACUUCUGCACCAAGAAUGACAAGCAAGGAUCCGUGGGCACCCAGGACAGGCAGUGCAACAAGACGUCGGUUGGCAGUGACAGUUGUGACCUAAUGUGCUGUGGCCGUGGUUAUAACCCGUACACGGAGAAGCUGGUGGAGCGGUGCCAUUGUAAAUACCACUGGUGCUGCUACGUCACCUGUAAGAAGUGUGAGCGCAUCGUGGAGAGAUACGUGUGCAAAUGAGAUGACCGUGUACUGCACAAGAACCACAGCACUCAACAAAAGCCUUCAUCACCAUCCUGGACUCCUCUGCCUCACAUUUCUCUAUCAAACUCAUCAAAGUGAGUUUGAGCCAGUGCUUUACUCGCUGGGACAGUGGAGUGUGCGACAGCGUCAGACUCGUGAAGAUCACCGUCCUCUGGGGUUAUUUUUCUCCUUUCUACAAACAAUGAGUCCCAAACAAAAGGACAUACAAAGUCUAUUUUAUUCUAUUUAAAUAAAAUAAAUGUUAUUGGAUUUUCUGCUGGAGAAGAGGACAGUGAAAGUGGCUUUCCAUGGAAAAGGAUUCAGAUGGAACCUCGUGGUACUUUUCUGAAGUACCAAACACGUCUCCUCAAAGACAAUGGACACAGAGGACACGGAGUACACAAAGGGAAUUUUAUUUUUUUAAUCACAUCAAUUUUUGUGGUUGGUAUUUUUGGACACAUGGUAUUUUCUGGGCCAUAGCCACGCUCCUGUGGACUCGGUGAAGAGCAUUUUAUCUCUAUGAUGUCUGAAUCCAGGCAGUUCAAAAUAUAUUAUAUUUUUAGAGCAUAUGAACUCAUGGAUUUUGUAAACCACUUUUGUGUGGAUGUACAUACUAUUAUUUUGUAUACUGAAAUAA